AUGGUCAAAGAUGGUGCAUACAUUGAAAAAGUUAGUGAGAAUGCCACUGAUUAUACAGAAUUUUUUACAACCACUACAGUGUUUGCUACUCGAAGGGAAAUGCUUGAUUGGGUGAUUGAAGUGGGUAAAAUGCAUAAUAUUGUUAUUAUCAUUGCUCGGUCUGAAGGUGGGGAUGGUCUUGGUUUUGGAACGGCGAAAGCUACCCUUACUUGUGAGAGAGCUGGAAAAUAUAGGCUUAGCAAGUCGAAAGUUGCAAUAGAUGUGGAAAAAUUUACUGGAACAAAAAAGAUGUCGUGUCCCUUUAGACUUCAAGCAAAGGAGCAUGUUGGUGGCGGAUGGAGUGUAGUUGUUCGUCAUGGUAUGCACAAUCAUGAUCUUCCUAAUUACAACGAGGGUCGUGCGAUUAUUGCAAAGUUGAAACCACAUCAGUUGUCUAUAGUGAAAGAACUGUCGACUAGUCAUGUCAAGCCAAACAUGAUUAUGGCUAUUUUGAAGAAUUUGGAUCCUCGAAUAUUAACUACAGUAAAACAUAUUUACAAUGCUCGUCAAAAGUUAAAAACUGAAACAAUGGGAGGUCGGUCAGUGAUGCAACAACUUAUGAAACUCAUUGUUGAUAAUAAUUAUGUGUAG
Spinacia oleracea (spinach) is the source of this 630-nucleotide messenger RNA. RefSeq lists its product as uncharacterized. Lineage: Eukaryota; Viridiplantae; Streptophyta; Magnoliopsida; Caryophyllales; Amaranthaceae. The transcript is spliced from 2 exons. The record is from RefSeq and is a predicted model, not a curated record. Gene Ontology annotation, molecular function: DNA-binding transcription factor activity, RNA polymerase II-specific. Bases 1 to 630 code for a protein of 209 amino acids. Gene Ontology annotation, biological process: cellular response to iron ion starvation; positive regulation of transcription by RNA polymerase II.